Messenger RNA from Trichobilharzia regenti, 1566 nucleotides. The record is from the annotation of a GenBank genome assembly. NCBI's taxonomy places the organism in Eukaryota, Metazoa, Platyhelminthes, Trematoda, Strigeidida, Schistosomatidae.
AUGAGCUUGUUGAGGUCUAUCUGUAAUGUAGCGAAGUUCAUCAGGCCUACUUCUCAUCUGUCAUCGUUUUGUCCAGCCACACUUACAGCACAGAGACGUGGAUAUGCAGCAGAAGCGAAGGCUGCUGCUGCCAGUCCUGCUGCUAAAGUAGGCUCAACUGGUCGUGUUGUGGCAGUUAUUGGUGCCGUCGUAGACGUACAGUUCGAUGAGAAUCUACCUCCUAUUCUCAAUGCUUUGGAAGUGAAAGGCCGUACACCGAGGUUAAUCCUUGAAAUCGCUCAACACCUCGGUGAAAAUACUGUGCGUACGAUUGCUAUGGAUGGUACAGAGGGUCUUGUUCGUGGUCAGCAGUGUGUUGAUACUGGUGGUCCUAUCCGUAUUCCCGUGGGACCUGAAACACUUGGUCGUAUUAUGAACGUCAUUGGUGAGCCGAUUGACGAAAGAGGGCCAAUCAACACAAAGAUGAUGUCAGGUAUACAUCAAGAGGCCCCUGACUUCAUCGAAAUGAGUACUGAGCAAGAAAUCUUGGAAACAGGAAUUAAGGUAGUUGAUCUUCUGGCUCCAUAUGUGAAAGGAGGAAAGAUUGGUCUUUUUGGAGGCGCAGGAGUAGGCAAAACUGUGUUAAUUAUGGAACUUAUCAACAACAUUGCUAGAGCUCAUGGUGGUUACUCUGUGUUCGCAGGUGUAGGAGAGCGAACUAGAGAAGGUAAUGAUUUGUAUCACGAAAUGAUAACAACGGGUGUCAUUGACCUUAAGGGUAACAAUUCCAAAGUGUCACUUGUGUAUGGACAAAUGAAUGAACCUCCUGGGGCUCGUGCUCGUGUCGCUUUAACAGGUCUAACUGUUGCAGAGUAUUUCCGUGACCAAGAGGGUCAAGAUGUGUUGUUGUUUGUGGAUAAUAUUUUCAGAUUCACACAGGCUGGUUCUGAAGUGUCUGCAUUGCUGGGUCGUAUUCCUAGCGCUGUCGGUUACCAGCCAACUCUAGCUACUGACAUGGGUAGUAUGCAAGAACGGAUUACGUCCACCAGAAAGGGAUCAAUUACUUCAGUGCAGGCCAUUUAUGUCCCUGCAGAUGACUUAACUGAUCCUGCACCUGCUACUACAUUCGCUCAUUUGGACGCAACAACUGUCUUAAGUCGCGCGAUCGCUGAAUUGGGUAUUUAUCCGGCUGUUGACCCACUGGAUUCCAAUAGUCGUAUCUUGGAUCCUAAUAUUGUUGGCGAAGAACACUAUUCUGUUGCUCGUGGAGUGCAAAAGAUUUUGCAGGAAAAUCGCUCACUGCAAGAUAUCAUUGCUAUCUUGGGUAUGGAUGAACUGUCUGAAGAAGAUAGGCUAACAGUAUCUCGUGCUCGAAAGAUUCAAAGAUUUUUGAGUCAACCGUUCCAAGUUGCUGAAGUCUUUAUCGGACGUGAAGGAAAGUUGGUUUCCUUGAAGGAUUCAAUCAAAGGUUUCAAAAUGAUCAUCAACGGUGAAUUGGAUCACAUACCAGAAGCUGCCUUCUUCAUGGUCGGAGCAAUUGAAGAUGUAUUGGAAAAAGCAGAACAACUGGCAAAAGAAAGUUCGUGA